Messenger RNA from Limanda limanda (common dab), 2160 nucleotides. Its product is annotated as hepatocyte growth factor-like. Lineage: Eukaryota; Metazoa; Chordata; Actinopteri; Pleuronectiformes; Pleuronectidae. Gene Ontology annotation, molecular function: serine-type endopeptidase activity. The transcript has 18 exons. Gene Ontology annotation, biological process: proteolysis. The record is from RefSeq and is a predicted model, not a curated record. Bases 1 to 2160 code for a protein of 719 amino acids.
AUGAGGAUAAACGUAUGGAUUUACCAGGCUCUGGUGUGCGCUGCCCUCACUGUACUGGACUCAGGUUUGUGCAGAAGGACCCAUCAGUCGUUACAGCGGUAUGAGAAGAGCGAGAGCCACAUGCUGGUUUGCACAGACUGUCCUCAGGCCCCUCUGGUACGAAGCAACCGCUCGCAGGAGCAAUGCGCUCGCAAAUGCAAGAAGAAAAACUUCAACUGCAGGGCUUUCAACUUUCAGAAGCACAACAGGAAAUGCUUCUUGCUUCCCUUCGACCGUUUCACCCACGGCGUGAAGAAGCAGGCCAACGUCAACUUUACUCUGUAUGAAAAAAAAGAUUAUAUAAGGGAGUGUAUCGUUGGCACCAAGGACUACAGAGGGAGGAGGUCUUGGACGAAGUCGAACAUCACUUGCCAAGCUUGGUCAGAUAAUAACAUCAAUGAACACACGUUUUAUCCUGAUAGUUUCCCGGCGGAAGACCUGAGGGAGAACUUCUGUCGGAAUCCCAAGAACGAUCCAGGUGGUCCGUGGUGCUACACCACUGACCCCAAUGUGCGAGUGGAGGAGUGUGGUGUGCCACAGUGUUCGGAGGACGUCUGUAUGACGUGUAACGGGGAGGAUUACCGAGGCAAAAUGGACCAUACAGAGAGCGGAAAGGAGUGUCAGCGGUGGGACUCAGUGAGGCCUCACAAACACCUUUUCCAGCCCAAAAAGUAUCGUGGCAAAGAUUUAAAAGACAACUACUGCCGUAACCCGGAUAAUCGUCGUGGUCCCUGGUGCUACACCAUGGAUCGGAAAACCCCAUGGGAGUACUGCAACAUCACUGUGUGUGAGUCUGACUCCAGCGAGGACACAGACGUCAAUGUCACGACGUCCUGUGUCCAGGGGAAGGGGACGGCUUACCGAGGCACAACGUCUGUCACUCCUGAGGGCGUGACGUGUCAGCGCUGGGACUCCCAGUUCCCCCAUAACCACUCGUUUCUGCCCCAGAACUUCAAAUGCAACUUGUGUGUGUGCCACAGAGACCUGCGAGAGAACUACUGCCGUAACCCCGAUGGAGCAGAUUACCCAUGGUGCUUCACUACAGACCAUAAACAGAGGAAAGCCAACUGCACCCACAUCCCCAGGUGUGAUGCUGAGGCCACACAAAAAAUAGAGUGUUACGAGGACGUCGGAGAGAUGUACCGGGGAACUUUAUCCAUAACUCGCUCUGGGAUUCCCUGUGCCAACUGGUCACAUCACAUAGACAGUGGGGAUUCUCACUCUACAGUGUCCCAUGUAGGGCUGGAGAACAACUACUGCCGGAACCCGGACCGGGACAAGCACGGCCCCUGGUGCUACACCAAUCCAAAUAACCGCCUGGCCUGGGACUACUGCAAACUGAAAAACUGUGAAUCAUCUACAGUAGCUCCUCAACCAAGCAAUCUAACCCGACCAAAGAUAUCCUGCUUCGUGCACAUAAACACCAGAAUAGUCGGCGGACAUCAAGUGCGAGGGACAGACGGCAGCUGGGUGGUGAGCAUCCAAAGAGAGAAGGCUCAUUUGUGUGGCGGCUCGCUGAUCAGAGAGGACUGGGUUUUGACCGACCAGCAGUGCUUCACCUCCUGUGUUCCAGAUCUCAGGGAUUACAGCGUGCAGGUUGGUCUGCGCCACCUCAACCAGUCGUCGCACCACCCGAGGCUGCGCAUCUCACGCCUGAUCUGCGGCCCAGAGGGAUCCAACCUGGUCAUGCUGAAACUAGCAGACCCUGCGCCUGUGUCUGAAGGUGCCUCCACGAUUCAUCUUCCAGUGAAAGACUGUCACAUCCCAGAAGGCACCAACUGCACCAUGUAUGGAUGGGGCGAGACCAAAAACGCGGGACACGACGAGGCCCUGAACACGGUCACCAUGCCGAUGGUCAACAAUGACAUGUGCUCGCAAAUCAAAGGGGACGCCGGGGAAAGCAGGAUAUGCGCCGGUGGCAUGAGAGGAGAAGGUGUCUGUGAUAGAGAUAACGGCGGCCCGUUGGUCUGCCAGGAGCAUGAGCGCAAAGUUAUCGUUGGCGUGAGCAUCCAGAGGACAAAAUGUGCCUCGUCGCAGCCUGCACUCUUCGUCAACGUCGCUUUCUACUCUGAGUGGAUUUAUAAAGUGUUCAAACUUUACCCCAGCCCGGAGAGGAACUGA